Messenger RNA from Prosopis cineraria, 4362 nucleotides. RefSeq lists its product as uncharacterized. The transcript is spliced from 12 exons. The coding region runs from base 1 to 4362 and encodes 1453 amino acids. The record is from RefSeq and is a predicted model, not a curated record. NCBI's taxonomy places the organism in Eukaryota, Viridiplantae, Streptophyta, Magnoliopsida, Fabales, Fabaceae.
AUGGAGUUGGGGAAGCAUAUGAUGGCUUUUCCCAAGUUGGAGUCAUUGUGUUUAUAUGAAUUACGAAGUAUGGAGAAAAUAUGUAACAGUUUGCUUACCAAGACCUCCUUCUGCAAUUUAAGAACCAUCAAGAUCAACAUUUGUUGCCGAUUGAAGAAUCUCUUCCCCUUUUCAAUGGUGGGACAUCUUACAAAGCUUGAAAUAAUUGAAGUUUCUGAGUGUGAUUCUUUGCAAGAGAUUGUUGUUGUGGAAAGACAAGAGAUUACAUGCAAUGAUGUGGUAGAAGAUAACAUUGAGUUUCCUCAAUUGCACACCUUGACAUUGCAAUCUUUACCAAUAUUGACUAGUUUGUGCACUAAUGAGAAUAUGCUUCCAAUAGGAGAUGAGCAAAGUUCCACUUGUGUUCCAGCACUCUUCAACAUGAAUGGGAUUGUGGUCUUCCCUCAAUUGAAGAAAAUGGAAGUCUCCGAUAUGGAGGAAUUGGAAACUUUAUGGUUAGAAACAACGCGUUCAAAAGUAGAACCAAUUCUCAAUGCAAUUGAACAGCUGAUAUCCAAAUUGGAGGCCAUGGGAAUAGGCCCAAGGGAAAUGGAGUGGCUGCAGGGCUGUGUUGUUAAUGAUGUUUAUCAAUUGCACAAUAUAAAAGCAUUUUACUUGGAUGGAUUGAGGAGUUUGGAGAUGUUAUUUUGGUUUCUUCAGAGAACUCCUAAUCUAGAAAACCUGUUUUUGGUCAGGUGUCUCAACAAAGAGAUGUUAUCUAGUGAAAGCCUUGUUGCCUACGAAAAAGUUGGGACUGUUGUACAUCUGAAGAGUUUGAGAUUGUGGUACUUUCAUGUUGUACAGAACAUAGGCUUCCUAAAUCACCCUAUUAUCCAAAGGGUUGAGCAGCUAUACCUGGUUGAUUGUUCUGGUUUGGUCACUUUAUUUCCUUCCUCAAUAUCUUUCACUCACUUGACAUAUUUGGAAGUUAGCAGGUGUACAAGAUUAAAGAACUUUAUGACACCAUCCACUGUGAAAUCAUUGGUUCAACUUAUUGGAAUGAAAGUCUCUCAAUGUGAAAUGAUGGAAGAAAUUGUGAUGGAGGAGGGAAAAGGAGCUGAUGAGAUUGUUUUCAGUAAAUUGAAAAGUCUGCAACUUGUGUAUUUAAGAAACCUCAAAAGUUUCUGCAGCUCCAAGAAUGGGCUUGCCUUUAAGUUUCCGUCCCUUGAAAAAUUGAUUUUAAGGGACUGCCUUAAGAUGGAAAAUUUCUGCGAGAAAAUCACAAGCAUUCCAAAGUUAAAGAAAGUCGAAGUUGUAGAAGAAGAGGGGGAGAAAUGGUAUUGGAAAGGUGAUCUUAAUACUACAAUCAAACAGAUUUUCAAGGAUAUGGUUUUUUUUGAAUACACUGAGGACUUGCAGCUUUUUCAACACCCUGAGUUAGAAAAAAACUUGGAAAAUUUGAAAAUAGGUUCCAGCCCAAUGGAGGUUAUUUUUGAUAUAGAUGAAUUAAUGAAAAUGAAUGCAGAUUUCUUUCACUUGAAAAUAUUGACUUUGGAUGUGCUGUCAAAUCUAAAGUGUGUGUGGAGCGAGGAUCCUCAUGGACUUGUCAGCUUUCCACAUCUUAAAGAAGUAGUUGUUAAAGAUUGUGUGAAUCUGGAAACUCUUUUGCCAGCGUCGAUGGCUGAAAAUCUAGUGAAACUUGAAAUAUCCAAAUGUUAUGCAUUGGUAGAAAUUUUUGGAAAGGAUGCAAAACCAACAUUUAAACAAAGUAAUACUUUUCAGCUGCAAAGUUUGACCUCUUUGUUUCUGUAUGAUUUGCCGAAGCUCCAGUGCUUUUAUCCUGGGAUGAGCAUUUUAGAAUGCCCCAAGUUAGGGCUUUUACGGAUUCUUAAGUUAUUGUUUUACAACUUGAAAAAUUUGCUCAUAAAUGAAUGUCAUGGGUUAGUUUUUCUGAUGCCGAGCUCGGUAGCCAAAACUUUGGUGCAACUUGAGAAGAUGGUCAUAGAGGAUUGCAAGUCAUUGGAGCAAAUAGUGUCUCCAGAGAUAGGCACAUCUGCUUCAGAUAAGAUAAUAUUUGAGAAACUAACAACCUUAACGCUAAAUUCUUUGUCAAGCCUUGUGACAUUUAGUUUAAGGAAUGUUGCCUUAGACUUUCCAACACUACAUGUUGCAACGAUAUGUGAUUGCCCGAUGAUGAAAAUUUUCUCUCAAGGAGACAUUUGGGCACCUAACUUUAUGGCAAUUCAAGCAUCACUGGACCCUUAUGAUCUGCACUACUUUAAAGAUCUUAAUUCCACAGUAGAAAAGUUGUUCUGGGAUCGGGUACGUGAUGUACAAGAUUUGAAACUUGGAGAUCACCUCGAGCUAGAAGAUGUAUGGCAUGGUGUUUUUGACAUCCCAGAAAUGGGUUUCAGCAAAUUGAAGUCUUUGGUAAUGGAGCGUUGCAAAAUUUGUCUGGUUAUUCCUUUUCAUUUACUUCCUUACCUUAGCAAUUUGGAAGAAUUGGAAGUAAGAAAUUGUGACUCUGUGAAGGCAAUAUUUGAUGUGAAAGGUUUCUCAAGGAAUGGUAUGAAGGUGAUAGAUUCAGGACCAACAUCCCCCUACUCUCUUCACUUGAAGAAAUUGAUCCUGGAAAAGCUGCCAAAUCUGGAUCAUAUCUGGAAUGAUGAUCCUCAAGGAAUCCUUAGCCUUCAGUGUCUGCAACAAGCUUGUGUUGAUGGAUGUAAAAGCAUUAAAAGUUUGUUUCCAACAUCAGUGGCCAUAGAUAAACUUGAAAAACUUGAAGUGAAAUGUUGUGAAGGAUUGGAGGAGAUCAUCGCAAAGGAUAAGACAGAGGAGUUACCUGAGCUCAAGUAUUUUUACUUGGGACUGCACCACUUGGAAUGGCCACAUUUAAAUCAACUAGAUGUGUAUCAUUGUAGCAAGAUGAGGACAUAUGCAACAGAAUUUCUUAGUCACUUGCAUGAAGGACAUUCAAUGGAUCAACAAGCCAUUGUAUUGGUUGAAAAGGUUGUCCCCAAGUUGGAAGAACUGUUAUUAAGCGAGCACGACAUUAUGAUGUUUUCACAUGAAAAGUUUGUUGAGAGCCUCUUUAAGAGUAUAAGAUGUCUUAAAUUGAUGUGUUUUCAUGGUGACCAAACAGCUUUUCCAUAUAUAUUCCUUCGGAAGGCAAGAAAUAUAGAAAAACUCCUUGUGGGUUGUAGUCGUUUCAGAGAGAUUUUCCCUUCUGAAAGACCUCAGUUUAGCUCUAUUUCACAAUCAGAUGAUUCAGAGCCCUUCACCCUUCAAGCAUUUAUUUCUGGAGUCCUUUCACAUCUGAGAGAGCUUGAACUGAAUAAUCUGCCAGACUUGAUAGCUAUAGGUUUAGAGUAUUCAUGGCACUCAAUCCCUGGUGUGCUUGAAUCCUUGCGAGUUGUGGGAUGUUCCAGUUUGAUUUACUUAGUACCAUCGACUGUAUGUUUCUCCAAUCUGGUGGAUUUGACUGUAAAUGAAUGUCAGAAAUUGGAGUGUUUGUUCACAUUCUCAACGGCCAAAAGUCUGACUUUACUCAAGAACAUAUCCAUAAGCAGGUGCGAUUCAAUGAAAGAAGUAGUAGCCGAAGAGGUUAAUCAUGUUUUGGCCAACGAAGACAUCAUUAUAUUGCACCACUUAGAGGCUCUGUCUCUUUACUCUUUACCAAAACUAGAAUGGUUUUACCCAGGGAGUUCCACUUUGAAAUUUCCAUGCUUACAUAAUCUUUCAGUGAAUGAAUGUAGCAGAAUGAGAAUUUUCUGCCCAAGAAGUCACCCAAUUGCGCCCCAAUUGCCUUGCGAUCUCAAUGAUGAAAUACAAAAGGCACAUGAUGCAAAAGAAGAAGAGAGAGGGCCAGAUGUUCAUCAUGGGACAUUCUUAAGAAAAUUGGAUUCGUUGGCAUUUCACACUUGGAAAAUUUUAUCCAAUGCAAUGGAUCAUAUUCUCCCCCAUCGGGAAUAUAGUGUGAUACCUUCGAGUUUCUUCCCUUGUGAAGAAAAAAAUGAACUUCUUUUAGAAGCGGUAAAGUUAUUUGAACCUGAUAAAUUGCCAAGCGAUCUAAAUGCUGGGAUGCAAGAGGCGCGUGAUACUGAAACUCUGCUUUCUCAAUGUGUACAAACUUUGUCUCCUUUGGAUUGCUCCAUUGAAGAGGACAGUAAGCCACCAGCAGAUGUUAAUCAUGGGGCAUUAUUUAGAAAAUUGGACUCCUUUGCAUUUCAUGCCAGGAACAUUUUAUCACAUGCAAUGGAUCAUAUACACCCCCCUCAAGAAUAUGAUUUCUCUUGUGAAGAAAAUAGUGAACUUCAUGUACAAGCGAUGCAGUUGUUUGGACCUUCCCAAAAGCUUCAAGAAAAUUCUUAUGAUAAUUGGUGA